UCCAUUUAUAAACCAUUUUUAUAAUCAAGAACACAGUUUUUUCUCUCUAAAUUCUUAGCAAAUUAACCAAACCAGUUCUUGAGUUUGAUCAAUAUCAAUGGCUGAUCCACAAAGAAUUCAUCCAGUCACUCAUGAUAUAGAGUCAGGACAAAAACAAACUGUUCCUUUGAUGCCAAGAAACGCUUCCAAAUCGGAAAAAGGUGAUCCGGCAGCAUAUCCGCCGUUCCGUAGAGAUAUUCCGGUGAUGCACUCAAAACCACCCAAGAGAAGAAGAAGCUGUUGCUGCAGAUGCAUGUGUUGGACUAUAAGUCUUCUUCUACUCCUUAUAGUACUCAUCGGAGCAACCAUCGGAAUCCUAUUCUUAGCUUUCCGGCCAAAACUUCCCGAUUAUUCAGUCGACAAACUGCACAUAACACAGUUCAACCUCAGCUCUCAAGACUCAAGCUUAUCCGCCGCAUUCGAAGUGACAAUAACAGCAAAGAAUCCGAACGAGAAAAUCGGAAUAUAUUACGAAGGAGGCAGCCAUAUCGGAGUAUGGUACGACGGCACAAAACUCUGCGAAGGUUCGUUGCCGAAAUUCUACCAAGGCCAUGAGAAUACAACUGUGCUUAACGUGCCAUUACAAGGGCAAACGCAAGAUGCAAAUGCGUUGUUUGUUUCUCUUCAGCAACAAAGCCAGACGACUGGUUUUAUUCCGUUGAACCUUAGGGUUAAGCAGCCGGUGAGAAUUAAGCUCGGUUCAUUGAAGCUUUUUGAGGUGAAAUUCUUGGUUAAAUGCAGGCUUGAUGUUGAUAGUUUAUCUACUAAUAAUGAUAUUCGUAUUAGAAAUAGUAACUGUAAGUUUAGUCUUAACUUAUAAGUUUUUUUAUUUAUUUAUUUUCUUGUUUUUUUCAUA
Mercurialis annua (annual mercury) is the source of this 895-nucleotide messenger RNA. Its product is annotated as NDR1/HIN1-like protein 6. The transcript has a single exon. Bases 98 to 859 code for a protein of 253 amino acids. Gene Ontology annotation, cellular component: plasma membrane. The record is from RefSeq and is a predicted model, not a curated record. Lineage: Eukaryota; Viridiplantae; Streptophyta; Magnoliopsida; Malpighiales; Euphorbiaceae.